CACUGUGAGGCAGUUGAUUGAAAGGCUCUCUCACCUCUAGCACAGCCAGCAGAAUGAAGCCUCUACUGUGGACCUGUGUGGUGGGGCUCCUCUCCACUUUGGCAGUAAAUAUCAAGGCAGAAUCUAUUGUAGUCUCUCAGAGCCCAAAAGCCAUUUCUCUUAUGAAGGUGAACUCCACUGCUGAGAUACGGUGCACAAGCACUAUUCCUGGUCCAGCUGGGCUCUCCUUGAGAAGACACUACUCCAAGGAUAUGGAAGUGCUGUACUAUUCAUUCCUUGGCAAUAAGCUCACUGUGAGCCCAGAGUACCGGAACAGGCUGUCUGUGAGUGGCAAGUGCUGUGACUUCACCCUACAUCUGUCCCAGCUCAGGGUGGAAGACACUGAUGGCUACUACUGCAAGUGGAGCCAGGUUGAUGAAAAAAGAACAGAACCGACAUACUACCAGAGCAAUGACACAAUCAUCAUCAUCAGAGAGAGAGACCCAAAGGAGGACUGCAAUCGAAGUCACAUCUUGCAUCACAUUUUGUUCCUGUUGAGCGUGACAGUGAGUGUGGUUGUGGUCUGUGCCUUUAUUGGCGUGCUGGCGUGGUGGUGCACAAGGACCAAAGAAAGCUACAGACCAGCUGGACUAAAUAAAAAACAUCGCUGCCUCCACAGUCAACAGAGGACACAAAGGCACAUUUAUCCCAUUAUCUAAGCAAGAAAAUACAGUUGCACCCUGGGUAAAAUUUACUUUUAAAAAGCAAGUUAGCUAAGAAACAGUUGUGUUUUCUUUUCUCUGAAGUGCUGAUAAAUUGAAAUGAUUGUGUGUUCUGGUACUCCCCGCAUAUUGGGUGAUACUGUUUUUACUUACCUGCCUUCAGAUAAAAUGUGAUUUUGUGUCACCUGGUGUAUUUUUGUAAGUUCCUAUUAUAGC
This is a messenger RNA of Megalops cyprinoides (Indo-Pacific tarpon), 917 nucleotides long. RefSeq lists its product as uncharacterized. The record is from RefSeq and is a predicted model, not a curated record. Bases 54 to 698 code for a protein of 214 amino acids. Gene Ontology annotation, biological process: adaptive immune response. NCBI's taxonomy places the organism in Eukaryota, Metazoa, Chordata, Actinopteri, Elopiformes, Megalopidae. Gene Ontology annotation, molecular function: signaling receptor activity. The transcript is spliced from 4 exons. Gene Ontology annotation, cellular component: membrane.